ACUUCUUGUUGCCCUAAUGAAAGAAAUACAGCAUAAGCCAUGCUGCAUGCGCUAUAGGUUAGGUACUAGGUACGUACAUAGGUUCGUCACAUAUGACGGUCAUGCUAUCAGCUGUCAGAAAUGAGAAGGAGGAACCGAUAAAAUAAGCAGCCACCACCUGGGCAACCUCCCGGGCUGAAUUAUUCUGAGGAUGUGCCCGACCAUAUAUGUACCUACCUAGGUAUAUAUGUACCCGCCCGUAGUCAGGAAAGUGAGAGCCUCGUUUGUUUUUGUUUUUUUAUGAUUUGCGCAUCUCUACAUGAAUCCAAGUUUCUACAAUGACUUCGAGACCGCACAGCUGCCCGCAUCGCAUCAUAGGCCCCAUUUUAACGAGAGAGGAAGAGAGCCAGGACCUGAUAAACCAAGACAACUCUACCGAAAACAACUCUACCGGAAUCGGUGAGUAUCACGAAAAUGUACCAGAGGCAGAAUCUUUCUUACGGGGCCAGAGCGAUUCAAGCAAUGAAUUCGCCAGCCGGGAGAUCCUCAAGAAGUUCAUACCCGAGCUGGACCCAGAUGAUGAACGAGCGCAAACGCUGCGAGUAAAAAUGGCUAAAAGGGCUAACAUGCUAAAAAUACAAAUGGGGCUCGCUAGUUUUGUUGCUAUUGUCGUUAUUAUUUUCCUCAUAUGGGCCAUUAAGAGCUCUCCGCCCGACGUCAGUGGUGUCGGCACCUUCACAACUGGAACUUGCUCAACAAUUGAGACCAUCAACGGUGCUCUUCAUGUGGGCCUCAAUAUUUUAUCAUCUCUUCUAUUAGGCGCCGGAAACUAUUGCAUGCAAAUCCUGGUAGCGCCAUCACGGCGUGAGAUUGAUGCAGCACACUCAGCAGGAACUUCCUUAGCGAUCGGCGUACCAAGUAUCAAGAAUCUAAGAUAUAUCAACCUCAAAAGAAAAGUUAUUUGGUUCUUAUUGGGGACAUCUGCAACUUUUCUACACCUCGUAUGGAACUCGGCCUUUUUUUCGUCAAUCCCCAUUGCUUCGUAUCCCUGGGCAUUCGCCACAAGCGACUAUUUUGUAGCGACUGAUGAUUGGUGGCAAGCACACCCAUUCGCUCAUCAUUGGGAUCCUCCUCCUGCGGUUGCUCUUCAUAGUGAGCUUCAGAAUGCGUCCCUAGUCUUUUCAUUACAAGAGCUAGGUAAACGUUUCAAGAGACUAGAGAAAGAAGAAUGCAUGAAGGCCUAUAUUGACCCACUCCAAUCGACUGCUGCUCUUGUAUUGGUCGCCUCCAAUAUGACGUCAAGCGAAAAUAACGGCUCUUCUCUUAUCACCGGAUUCAUUUCUGGAUGGGAGUAUAAAUAUGCGGAAUGGGGGAAAUCGAAUUUUUGGAUAUGUGCCGCUUACCAACAGACUCGAUGGUGUGAUUUGCAAUGGGCGGAAACAUUUGUCGAUCAAUGGGUAUACGGCUCCCCCAACAUUGACUUGCCCUAUGUCGGAGUUGAUUACUGUUUGGUUGGCGAAUCUGGUGACAAUACUUCACGUUGCGGUCUACAUUACAAUGUAACCCUGGUUGGCAUUGUAUCUGCUCUCACGCUAUUUGAAAGCCUUCUAAUAUUCUCUGUCUGGAUUUUACAUCACAGACAGCUAAUAAUUCGUGGACUAUCUAGGACUAGGGAUAGCUACGGUGCUGAAACGAUGGUCACCAUGGGUGACGCUAUUGGAGACUUUCUAAGAGAACAUUCCGACAUCAUGCCUAGAAGGUUCUACGGUAUUGGCGACACAGAUAUUCGCGAGGCGCUAUGGCGCUCAAAGACUAAUACAUCAUGGUUCCAUGCUACCAGCAAAUCAACUUGGAUGGUAUCAAUGACAGUCUUCAUCGUCGCAUUGGCCGUCCCUUCAACUUUACUUGGGACAGGCCUAAUGACCCUAAUAAAGAAAAAGGGGAUUUAUAUGAGCCCAGCUAAAAUUUGGGAAUACGGCUUCCAAGUGAAAGAGCCACAGUUAGUCACUUCAAACCUUUUUAAGUCUACCACGGCGUCAAACGACUUGAUCAGCAAGGUUGUCUUCGCCAACUCCUUCCAGCUUCUGCUCAGCUUUGUAUAUCUAUUCUAUAACAACAUCCUAACACAUCAGCUGGUGGGAGAUGAGUGGGUACGAUUUCUAAGAAAGGACGGCAAGAAACCCUUGCGCGUUUCGACGCCCGUCGGCAUGCAACGCUCAUCAUACAUUUUGUCAUUGCCAUUGAGCUAUUCGAUUCCCUUGAUGGGAGUAUUCAUGCUUUUUCAUUGGGUUAUCUCCCAGAGCGUCUUCUUGGUACGGACAAUGACAUUUACCAAUGGGCCUCGAGCUGUUCGUCUACCUACGUAUGAUCAGUCUGUGGUUGGGUUCUCCACUCUUGGAAUAAUCCUCUCGCUUUUUCUAGGGGUCAUUCUUGUUGGAUCUCUCCUUGUCAAUUCCUGGCUGCGGAAAUAUAAGGACAUCCCAACUGAGUUCGCGACUAUGGGCACUAGCAGUGCUGCCAUUGGUGUUGUGUGUCGCCCUCCCGUACAGGACAAGGACUCCCGGUUCUUCCCAUUACACAUGGGUAUCUUGGAAGAUCACACGUCCGACACUUAUGGCACACGGUUUUAUCUAACAUUUUCUACUUCGAUCAAUCUCAGACCGCCACAGGCCGAUGAAUAUUAUUGGAUUCCAGUCAAGAGAACCCGUCAGUAAAUUGUAAGUAUUUUUUAUCUCACGGGACCAGAAGACUGUAAACAAAGUCCCAUAUGGUUCAGACACCUGACAGCGCAUUGGUGUGCGACUACGCGAAGCAAGUAGGUUCGAAUCCUGCUAUGUGAUCUUAAGCAACGGUCCGAUCUUAGGUUUUUCAUUCUGCUUCGGGGGUGAUACUCUUUAAAUAUACUACGUUCCUUUGCGAUUUACCUAAAAUAAUGCCUACUUAUUUGUAUGUAUGCCUUAAUAACCAUUGUUAAGGAUGUUAAGGAUGUGCAAUAGUAUCAGUUGUUUCAUAGGGUUAUCUCUAUGUUCCCAUCAAAUAAUAACUCUUGAAGAAUACCUCAGAUGCAAAACACGAGUUCUUGAAGCGCAAAUUCUACCUUUGAACUAUUACAAGCCAACAUUUGCUUGCUUGAAGAAACAAGGUAGUUUGGAGGAUAAAAAUAUACAGUCUUUCAUUACUAGUUUCAUACUAUUAAAAUAACUUAUAAUAAAUUUAUUAAACGUUUUAAAGUUGUUUAAAAGGG
Annulohypoxylon maeteangense is the source of this 3223-nucleotide messenger RNA. RefSeq lists its product as uncharacterized. NCBI's taxonomy places the organism in Eukaryota, Fungi, Ascomycota, Sordariomycetes, Xylariales, Hypoxylaceae. The record is from RefSeq and is a predicted model, not a curated record. The transcript has 4 exons. Bases 318 to 2693 code for a protein of 791 amino acids.